Armigeres subalbatus is the source of this 8473-nucleotide messenger RNA. It is a transcript of the gene Cka, whose product is annotated as striatin-3. Gene Ontology annotation, molecular function: protein binding. The record is from RefSeq and is a predicted model, not a curated record. The coding region runs from base 725 to 3001 and encodes 758 amino acids. NCBI's taxonomy places the organism in Eukaryota, Metazoa, Arthropoda, Insecta, Diptera, Culicidae. The transcript is spliced from 8 exons.
ACACCAACAAAAAUCCUCGCGAGGAAAAAAGGUUUCAGAAGAAAGACGAGAAUUUCACUGCGCUGGGAGACAAACGAUUCUGUCGUCCGCGGUCCGAGUGAAGUGAAAAUUCAGGAGUAACAUUGCAUUUUCGGUUCUUCUACGAGUGUGAAUUCGGUUGCCGAAGCGGUGCGGAAUAACGGUGACUAUCUUGAACGGUGCGCAAACGGUGAAAAUCAUGGAUUUUUCUCGCUGAAGUUUUCCUCUUUUUUCGAUGGUUGGCCCGUGGCUGGCUUUGAGUGGAGAAUCGAAGGUGUCCCAUCCUCUGCAUGUAUCUCGCGACGACGACCAGCUAACAGCAAAAAUAAUAUCCUAAAAGCCAUCAGAAGAGUCGCUCACUCGAGAAGUCUUCCGCGAGAAAGUUUUUUUGCCCGUGCAAUUUCUGACAAAAGUGGAAACGAAGAAAAAGGGCACCACAGCCAGACACGGGAAUUCGAUCGUAAAGAAUAGUGCCGAAUACAAGGGUGGAGGAGGUGGAAGCACCAGCAGCAGUCGACGACACAAAAUGCUAGUGUAAAUCGAUUGUAUUCGUUGGCUGAAGACUCCCAAUAAACAAGAAGAAAAACAAAACGAAGUUAGUUAAAAGGAUAAUCGCGCGAACGACGACGGUUCGAUUCGUGUGACGCAAGAAGUUCCCCGCCCGUCAUCCAUUUCGUGCCGGUUUGUGAUCAAUGGUGGACAUGUCAUGAGAAUUAACAGAAUCGACGAAAGAAUGGAUGAAAAUUCGGCACUGAACCACCAGAAUGGUGGCAGUGGUCAGCUGGUUGGAAUCGGUGUUGGCGGAGCCGGUUCGGGUAUCCAGGCGGGAGGUAGCGCCGGUGGUCUUGGCGGCAUGGCCAACAACAACAACAACAAUUCCAUGGGCGGCGGCAUGAACAACAACAAACCGGGCGGCAUGGGAGGAAACGGCGGCAAUGGCCAGGACGACCAGAACAACAAGGCCUCGCCGACGCAGUACUCGAUUCCGGGCAUACUGCACUUCAUCCAGCACGAGUGGGCUCGGUUCGAGCUGGAGCGGUCUCAGUGGGACGUUGAUCGUGCCGAACUACAGGCAAAAAUUGCAGUACUAUUAGGUGAACGUAAGGGUCAGGAAUCACUCAAGUCUGACCUCAUUAGGCGUAUUAAAAUGUUGGAAUAUGCGUUAAAACAGGAAAGGGCAAAAUUCCAUCGGUUAAAAUAUGGCGUAGAUCCUCCUAUGAAUGAUAUUAAACCUCCGUCGGACGAACCCGGUAUUGGCACAGAAGUGGCCCCAGAUCCCGAGGUACCCUACAGUUCCGUGUCCAACAUAACAUGGAGGCAAGGCAGGCAGUUGCUGCGUCAGUAUCUGCAAGAAAUCGGUUACACAGAAACAAUCAUUGAUAUCCGCUCGAAUCGGGUUCGCUCGUUACUGGGACUGAACAACAACAGCGAACAGGAGGAGAAUGUGAACCCAAACAUCAACGGUGGUAGUGAAACCAAUAAGCGUGCUAGCGAGUCACAAGGUCGUCGGACACCGGCGAAAAAAUCCCAAACCUCAUCAAUGACCGAAGCAAUGAUCCUGGACUCUGAGGCGGCCGUUAUAGCAAACUUUGAGUUCCUGACGCAGGCCGACACGGAGAUGUCCGAUGACGAUGACAUGUCCGACGAAAUCGGCGAGAACGAGGAAACGGACAUGAAGACGACAAAGCGAAAAGCCAAAGCUACUCUGAACGAUGACGAUGUUGACGCCGAAGCGGACGAAGUUAUCAAUGAGUUAAAUCUGCUAACAGAAGGUGAGGACAGCAAUUUGACAGAAAACAGAAAAGCCGACGGAGGGGAUUUAUUUGUUGGAUACAAUAAAUCCGCCAUACAACGCCACCCCACGAUACCGGGAAUCACCAAUGAUGAGGAGGUUGACUCCUCUCUAGGACUGGGUGAGCUGGCGCAACUAACAGUUAAUAAUGAGGCCGAAUCGACGUACGAGGUGUCCAACGCGAACGAACCAUAUCGUAAGACCUGGAACGCCAAAUACACGCUUCGGUCGCACUUUGACGGUGUCCGGGCGUUAGCGUUCCACCCGCAAGAGUCCGUUCUGAUAACUGCCUCUGAAGACCACACGCUCAAGCUGUGGAACUUGCAGAAAACCGUGCCAGCAAAGAAGUCAGCUAGUCUUGAUGUGGAGCCUCUCUACACCUUCCGUUCGCAUAACGGACCGGUGCUGUGCUUGGCAAUGUCCGCCAGCGGCGAACAGUGCUAUUCGGGUGGAUUAGACGGGGCGAUCAACUGUUGGAAUCUACCGAAUUACAACAUUGAUCCUUAUGACAGCUACGACCCAGAGGUGAUGCAAUGUACGCUGGACGGACACACUAACGCCGUUUGGGGACUAGCGGUGAAUCACACGAAAAACAGUCUAGUGUCGUGUUCAGCCGAUGGUACCGUCAAGUUGUGGACACUCUCUGAAAAGAUUCCUCAGCUGAACACCACCUUUACGUCGGAAACGGAAGGAAUCCCCACAUCGGUGGAUUUUGUUCGAGAUCAGAGCGACAGAAUAGUGGUUGCCUACAGUAGUACACAUUGUAUAAUCUACGACACGGAAACCGGCAGACAGGUAGUAAAAUUAGAAGCCAGUCAGGAGAUGACGGGCAACGUAGGGAAACACAUUAAUAAAGUGAUCAGUCAUCCGACGCUGCCGAUAACGAUCACGGCGCACGAGGACCGACACAUCCGAUUCUGGGACAACACUUCCGGGUCGUUAAUCCACUCGAUGGUGGCCCAUCUUGACGCGGUCACCAGUUUGGCCAUCGAUGCGCAAGGAUUGUAUCUGCUGUCCGGGUCGCACGAUUGCUCCAUCCGGCUGUGGCAUAUGGAUAACAAAACGUGUGUCCAGGAAAUCACUGCGCACCGUAAAAAGUUCGACGAAAGUAUAUUGGACGUUGCAUUUCAUCCUUCGAAGCCCUACAUUGCUAGUGCAGGUGCUGAUGCAAUAGCUAAAGUGUUCGUUUAAUAUAAGCCAAGCUAAAAAAUAUGAAAUUGUACAGAGUGAAGGUGUUUGAUCUGGAUCAGAUAGAAUUAUGAAAUAUGAGGGAUGUGUAAAAACGCAUCGGACGCUUCAAGUUCCGCUCGUCGAGGAUAAACAUCGGCCAUAUUAUGUAUUCCCAAAGUCCCCAAAAUGGUUACUGCAAACAUCAAAGAUACGCAAGUAUUAGUUUAGGCUUCGACUUGUGGGGUUGAAUGCGAAAGCGUGGUUAAACUUACCAGCUUUUGGUGCGUUAACUAGUUACGCCCUUGUCGAAAGUUGGUCCGGAUUAAAAUAAAAGAUAAUGGUAAUAAUAUACAAAUAAUAAUGAGAGAAGUGGUAAAGAGAUUCAUGCAAGAGACGGCGGUACGCUAGAUACGACAGGCAAAAGUAGUUGUUUUUAAUUAUCACGAACAUUCUAGUUACAAAAAAAUAUUAAAAACUGACGAUUGCAAAGCAGAAGUAAUAACAGAUUUAGUAAUAUACAUGAUAAUUUUUACAGAAACAAAACAAGAACUCACAUUAAAACAAAACAUAACACACACAAACCCAAACGCAUGCAUACAUUCAUACACACAUGAGACUUCUAAUAGAGAGACCCAACAUGUGGUGUUCGGCUACACUCGAAUAUCCCAACCUAGGCAAACGAAACGGAAAUGAUCCAAAGCUGCGAGUAUGUAUGGAAAACAGCUAGCAAUGCAACUAAUGUAAAAAAACAAACUCAUACAUUAUGGCUAGAACACAGGGGGCUAGGAAAGGAAAUAAAUGCUAGGAACGGUGCAUUUUUAGCUUCGUUCACUUUCCAAAUAAGAAAUGGACUUAUAAUUUUGAUUAAUUGUAUAGUUCAAGUUUGCCUACUCCUUUUGAUAUGCGAAUCGAAAUGGCUUAAGCUUUCAAUUACGUUUCCGUAAGGUAGCAAAAAAAAUCUACAAAUCCUGUUUGGGAAAGGUACGUCUUAUUUUUUUUUUUUGUGCAUGAAAACUAUAAAAAUAAGUUAUCAUUGAGAUACAUCAAACCGAAAUGGUGUACUCCGCUUUGUGACAUAAGUUUACAAUCUAAAAGUUUGAACUAUCUGUCGCUGAUUCAAAUUUAAAUGGAAAUCCGCUGAAUUCUUCGUGAAAAUUCCGAAGAACCAUUUAAAUUUCCUGAUUGAUAUCUUCAAAACAUCACAGAGAAAUUUUCCUUAGAAUACAAACAAUUUUCUUGAAAAUCCAUACAAUUUCUUGAAAUUUCGAAGACAUUUACGUUGAAACCACGUGUUUCGAUGAAAAUUUGGAAGAUUUUACCGUGGAAAUGCUGAAAAAAUUACCAUGAAAAUAUUUUUAUAAAAAUGAAAUCCCAUGGAAAUUCCGAAGAAUUUACCGUUAAGAUCCAAAUAAUUGCUCGUUUAUCAAUUUUUUAAGCAGGGAAGUCAUUCGGUUGAAAGCGGUUUGGCUAAACGACACAAGGCCGAAAGUUGUUUGGCCGAAUGUCAUUUGACCAUUAGGCAAAAAACCAACUGGCCGAAAAUGACGAUCAGGGGAAAGGUCGUUUGGCUGGAAAGGUAAUAGGCCUUUUCACGAGACGUUUAAAAUCGGCUGAUUCUACCGUCAAUUGACAGUUAUUCUAUGAAAAUGACCACUUCAGGUUUGCACGGCCUGUUCAGCGGUUGUAAACAAGUGCAGCCUCGGCAGUGUCACAUGAAAAGGCAUAUUGGGCCAAAAAUGCCGUUUGACCGAGAUAGUCGUUUGACAGAAAAUGUCAUUUGAUCGAACGGGUUGACAUUUUUAGUUGAACAUGGCAGCAAGUGACAUUGUCGGCCAUACCUUUGUGACCAUUUCGGCUUAACGUGUUAUUCGGCCAAAUGGCAUUCGAACAAUUGGCUUUCUGUCGAAUGACUUGGCCGAACGACGUGAAGGAUCGUUUGGUCAAGGGUCAAAAGGUAGUAAGUUGCUUUUUCCUUGUUGGGUAUUUCAAUCGCUGCGACUAUUUGUUAAAUCUAUUGUGAUAUAUGCCCCAUUUGAUGUAGCUUUUAUUAAAUUGACGCAUUAUUAUCAAGGUUCGUAUUGUUUCGGUGAGACGAAAUCAAGCGAUUUUCGGCACUACUUUGAUGAAAUUUUGUUUAAUGCCUCACUCACUUUUUGCGAGAUUUUUCUGGAACUUAUAUAAUUUUUUUACCGGAACGGGAUUCGACCAUCGACAAAAAUGGCGUUGAGAUGCGGUCACUCUAGCCAUACCACCAAAUCGAAUGCAUAUAGAAGUAAGGUUGGUUGUUCCAUAAAAGCUAUCCUUUUUGCAAUUGGUGUUGGUAUAAAAAGGAUGAAAGAAAACAACUUUUCGCGGCAUGGGUAGUGAGGGAAAAAUGGUUAUCCCUCAUCAGACCUUUUUUUCCUCAAAUCGAUUUCUCAGCAAAAAUCUGCGUGAGUGAGGAUUCUCUGCUCGUGAGAAUGAGUGAGUAUUAAAAUCCCUGAUUAUUACUAUGUAGAAUAAUCGCAUCGUCUUGACUACCAGCGUUAUCUCAAUGCGGUAUUAUGAUUGUGAUGAAUCGUACUACCGUAUUGGGGCUUGUUCUCCAAACUUCAGACUUCUUUUUAAAAAUUGUCAGAUAAUGGUAUGAAUGUUUCGAGGCCUCCACAUGUAUCUUGGAGUUUCCCUAACAGCUUCAAAUGAUAUCCGCUCAGGCAAUUGAGGAGAACACGCAGAAAAACCUUUCAGGAUACCUGGAUACCUGGCUACAGCGUCAAUAAACCUUUGCUUGGCGUAAUAGUAGAACUUCGUAAUUGUCGGUCUUGGGCGAUGUUCCUCCAGUUUCCCCGAACGUUUAGGGUCCCCAGGUCCGAUUCCACCGCGUGCAGCCAGCGUGUUCGUGGCCUUCCACGAAGUCGCCGGCCUCUACCCGAUUCUCGCUAUUCUUUUUUCCGACAUUUGCACUAAGUGACCACUGAAGUUUGCCGUAUUUUGUACGAUUCACAAUAUCUUCUUCGAACACACCUCGUGAUUCAUGCGUCUGCGUCACAAAUCAUUUUCUACUUUCCCUUCGUGUAUUGUACGCAGCACUUUUUGUUAAAAAAAAGCCGAAAGCUCUCCAAGGCCAUUGCUAGAAUCAGAGUUUUAUACAGAGCAAAUUCCGUAUCCAUCUGCAUGUUGCGAAACUUAAGCUGGUUACGUAAUCCGUAGAAGGCCCUAUUCGCAACAGCAAUACGUCUUUUCAUUUCACGGGAAACUUCAUUGUCACAUGCCACAAGUGUUCCAAGGUAAACAAAUUCACACACAUCAAGCACUACCUCAGCACCAACAGCACUAGGUCUUCCUCUAUCUUUACCCGCAACCAUGUACUUUGUCUUGGUAGAGUUAAUAAUUAAGCCUAUCCUCGCCGUCUCCCUCUUUUGUGUAAGUCUCCACUACUGCUCUGCGAUCGAUUCCAAUGAGGUCGAUGUCGCCAGAUCUCCUAAUCGCGAAUAAUAAAUUCGAUUAUUGCAAUAAUGCACUUCCGUGUUUGAGGAGCUCGACCGGGAUCUCGUCCUUCCCAGCGUUGGUGGUUUCACAGCUUUUCUGUGUCCAUCCUGCUCUUCAUACACCUUUUUCUUUCACCGUUCAACAAAUCUUCGAAGUGCUCCAUGCACCUGGCUGUCACCAUAGUCUUGUCUGUCAGCAAAUUUUCCCAGCAUUGUCAAUGCAAAUGGCGGGCACUGGCACAGGCUUAUGUCGCGCGUCAUUGAUAGAUGCGUAAAACCUCAGCAUACCGUUUUUAUCCGUGUUCUCUCUCUCAUUUUGUGCUAUUUUUUUCUGUGGUGGAUUCGUUUCUCUUCUGUCCUUGCUACAUUGCACCACUCAACAUUGCAACGGGUACGAGCCACUAGCAUUCGACUCCUAGCUGCAUUUUUUUCGUCCAUCACUCGCUUUUACUUCUAAUCAAACCAACCAUUUCGUUGACGUUGCUGUGCAGUGCCUAGCACUUCCUGCGCUAUUAUAGUCACAGCUUCGUGGAUGUUUUCCCACAAUCUGUCGAACUCGCUAGAUUCGGUGGCAUCUCCUAUCCGCUCGUCCAGUAUCUGGUGGUACUGUUCAGCAACCUCUUCAACUGACAAGCGUUGGAUAUUGAAACGCAUCGUUCUGUUGUUUCAUUAAAUCGCGCUGGAUAGUAGCGCCCAAAUUUAUGCAAUUAUCUGAUCUGAGUUAAUGUUCGGGACUCUAAAAGACCUAACAUCUUUAACAUCCGAGAAAUGCCAUCCGUCGAUCAGCAUGUGGUCUAUCUGUGAGCAAGUGUCGCCACUCGCAUGUUGAUAGGUCACAGGUUUGUUUGUGGAUAUUCUUACGUGCGAAGUAGGUACUACUCAUUGCCAUCCCUCUAGUAGUAGCAAAGGACACAAGUCGCAAACCAGUAUCGUAGGUAGCGGAAUGACGUACCAAUGUCAGGGCGGAAGAACCUUUCUCUGCCGAUCUGCACGUUCGUAUGCCCGAUGACAAACUUUACGUCGUGUUUUGGGCACUCUCAAUUCGGUUGAAUGAAUUUUGGCUUAAAGUGUCAUCAAUGCUAAAUGUAAAAUGCUCAAUUUUCAACUCACUCCACUCGAUUUAUAGAGCUGAAAUGUGUAAUGUAGGAAUGACGGAGAAUAAUAUAUCGGUUGCAUUGUUUUUAGCAUUUACUUCCCCACCUGCAAAUUGUUCAAGGCCUUGCCGUUAAAUAGUAAUUCCCUUAAACGAAUUUUAUAGAUAAUUGCAAAAAUAAUGGAAAAAUUAGAACGCCAACUAAAAACUCUAGAAAACAUAGAUCCCGUUUUUAUUUCCGUAUCCUUUUGUUUAACUCUGUUACAAAUCUUUACUUCUUCUUUCCCUCCUUUCCUGUAUGAUUACGCAAAGCAGUCCUUAUGGUACGAAUCUUCACUCUCAGCCAUCCUUCACUACAAACGUGUCACUUUCGUAUACUCCGGUAGUCUGUGUCUGUUCGUUUAAAUUAGAUUUUUCUAUGUUUCUCUCAAUUAACAAAAAACGGGAAGAACUAAUAUAAGCAGAAAUAGUGUUGAAUCAAAAGAAAAGAAAAAAAAUAUAGAGGACUCAUUCAUGGAUUUCAACGUGAGUUUUAGAUCUUAGUGUAGAAAGUGAUAAGAAAAUGAUAUAAAGAAAAUGCAAAUUAAUUGAGAAGCAUUAUGUAUAACAGUGUAGAAAUUAUAAACAAACAAACACGACAUAAUAGAAGGAGCUAUUGAAAGCGGACGAAAAUGUUUAGUCAAAGCGGGGAGUCUGCCACUCUCAAUGCAUCCAACAUAGAUGCAUUUGUCGAAAGAUUGGCGAUGAAAAACAAAAAAAAAUGAAACUAAAAAAGCGGCCCGCAUUCAAUGAAGGCCGGUAACCGUGCGCAGAGGAAAGCAAAUUAAGAAAUCAAGUGGAAACAAAGUAAAAAUGUAUUUAUUUUACUCAUAUAAUCGUAAUAUGUUGUUAAUUAAUGAUUUGAUUUAUUAUAAAUAAAGUGUAGAUUAAUUA